Osmerus eperlanus (European smelt) is the source of this 1516-nucleotide messenger RNA. RefSeq names its product NADH:ubiquinone oxidoreductase complex assembly factor 6 (gene ndufaf6). The record is from RefSeq and is a predicted model, not a curated record. Bases 51 to 1046 code for a protein of 331 amino acids. The transcript is spliced from 9 exons. Lineage: Eukaryota; Metazoa; Chordata; Actinopteri; Osmeriformes; Osmeridae. Gene Ontology annotation, biological process: mitochondrial respiratory chain complex I assembly; biosynthetic process. Gene Ontology annotation, cellular component: mitochondrion.
UAUUUCUGCUACACAAGGUAAAGGUGAAAGUUGAAGGGUAUGUUGUGAACAUGGCAUCUGGCUUUACUGCCAAGCAUCGUUUAUUGACAAAUAACAAAGCUUUAUUGCACUCUCUCCAAAGAAAGAUAUGGCCACAUAAUGUAUGUCUUCAUCGAUCUACUGAAGUGACUUUUCGAAAAGCGUCAACGAAGUCGUCUACAGACUUGCAACACAACGAAAAAUACUGUAUCGAUAUUGUCAGGUCUCGAGACUAUGAUGGCUUUGUGUGCAGCCUGCUCUUACCAGAGGAAGCCCGGCGCUCCUCCUUGGCCUUAAGGGCCUUCAACGUGGAGCUAGCUCAGGUGAAAGAUUCAGUCACCCAGACAACCAUCGGUUUGAUGCGAAUGCAGUUCUGGAAGGCUGCUAUAGACGACAUUUAUAAGGAUGACCCCCCUUUGCAGCCUGUCAGCGCAGAACUAUGGAGGGCUGUGAGAAAACACUACCUGACCAAGAGAUGGUUGUUGAGGAUCAUCACUGAACGAGAGAAAGAUAUGGAGGACAGAGCCUACAGAACUCUGCAGGAGUUGGAGACAUAUUCAGAGAACACCCAGUCGUCAUUACUGUACCUCCUCCUGGAGAGUCUAGGUGUGAAAAACGUUCAUGCAGACCAUGCUGCCAGCCACAUCGGGAAGGCCCAUGGAAUCGUGACCUGCUUGCGAGCCACGCCCUACUACAGCAGCAGACGCAAGGUCUACCUGCCCAUGGACAUCUGCAUGCUGCAUGGAGCCUCCCAGGAAGAUUUUAUCCGGGGAAACCGCGAGCAGCAUGUCAGAGAUGUCAUCUAUGACAUUGCCAGUCAAGCCCAUGUUCACCUACAACAUGCCAGGUCGUUUAGCAAGAACGUUCCAAUUGCUGCUACCCCGGCCUUCCUACAAACGGUGGUAUUGGAAGACUACCUUCAGAGAGUACGGAGGGUAGACUUUGACGUGUUCCAUCCGAGCUUGAGGAACCGAAACCCCCUUAUUCCCAUCCAACUCUACAUACGCUCUUGGAAGAAGACCUAUUGAUGUCAAUGACUCCCUUACUUUUUGCUCUGGUAAUUUAUUUGAAAAGUUACCAUGCUGAUGGACAGCUCUGUUUUGGAACUUCUGUAGACCAGUUUGUACCCGUGGGUUUCAUCAAGACAGAACAGGAUGCCUGAUACCAAAACACCAAUUCCAGCAUACUUCCAUUUAUCGUUGUAGAAAGUGGAGGGUCAUAGCACUGGUAUUAAUCUGUGUUUUUGGACUCACCCAUGUACAAGUGCUGGCUCCUGAAGCAUUUUGGACCGGUGGCUUAGACGGUUUACUGACCUAGAAACAGCCAAUUCUCCAAUCAUGGUAUCAAAUUAAGCUGUCCUUUAACAGUCCGUAUUGACCUUUGUUUAGACUAAGACCAGAAGUAUCUCAGACGUAAUGCUGUGGACGAUUGUUGAGUUAAGGACACUGCACUGGAGACAGAAGCACUGAUGUUUGUUCCAAUAAAUAAUGUAGCUGUG